UUCCUGGCGGAGCAGAACCCGGUGAAGCCGCUGGUGAUGUCCUUCCACGGCUCGACCGGCACAGGCAAAACCUUCGUGAGCUCCAUGCUCAUCCGCCACCUCUUCCAGGGCGGGCUCCGGAGCCCCUAUGUGCACCAGUUCUCUCCGAUCGUGCACUUCCCCCAUGCUGAGCACAUAGAGCAGUACAAGGAAAACCUGAAGCACUGGAUCCAAGGGAACCUGACACGCUGUGGACGAUCAGCCUUCCUCUUUGACGAGAUGGACAAGAUGCACCCGGGCUUGAUCGACGUGAUCCUGCCCUUCCUGGGACCCUCGUGGGUUGUGUACGGGACCAACUACCGCAAAGCCAUCUUCAUCUUCAUAAGCAACGCAGGAGGGGAGCAGAUCAACGCGAUGACGCUGGAUCUGUGGCGAGCCCGCAGGGACCGGGAGGAGAUCAGCCUGCAGGACCUGGAGCCGGCCAUCGCCAGAGCCGUGUUUGACAACCCUCACAGUGGAUUCUGGAAAUCUGGGAUCAUUAAUGAAAGUCUCAUAGAUUUUGUUGUGCCCUUCCUCCCACUGAAGCACCACCACGUGAAGCAGUGCGUGGUCAGUGAACUGGUCCAGCAAGGCCUCGAAGUGCGUCCGGGUGUUGUCCAGGAGGUGGCUGACAGCAUUCCCUACUUCCCAGAAGAGGAGAAAAUAUUCUCAUCAACAGGCUGCAAAACAGUGGCCUCUCGGAUCAGCUUUUUCUUGUAG
Molecule: messenger RNA, 738 nt
Organism: Nestor notabilis (Kea)
Lineage: Eukaryota; Metazoa; Chordata; Aves; Psittaciformes; Psittacidae
Gene: TOR2A
Product: torsin family 2, member A
Exons: 4
Cellular component (GO): nuclear envelope; endoplasmic reticulum lumen
Molecular function (GO): ATP hydrolysis activity; ATP binding
Source: RefSeq, a predicted model, not a curated record